CCAUUGGUCUGGAGGCGCUGUUGUAAAAUGGCGCCCAGCGAAAUUUAAGUAGUCAAGAAAAAGGGGGGAAAUCUGCUUUCAGCUUUAAACAAAUUAUAAAAAAGAAGAAGCCGAACCGCCAUAGGGAGGCAACACAGAAAACAUUUGCUUCCUUGACGAAAAAGAAGCGCCGUUUCGCGGCUAGAAAAGCGGGCGGCCCGAGACUCGGCACCGUUGAGGAAGAGAGCUUCUCUUUUAUAAAAACUGUGGGCAACCAUGAAUAAUUCCCUGGAUGGCACGAGCUCCUAUGAGGAGCUUGUCCGUCAGAAAGCUCGGAGUAUCCCCCAGCAUCGUAUGAAGGAGUUCCUCGAGUCCUUGGCCAGUAAGGGUCCAGAUGCACUGCAGGAGUUCAGCCAGCAAAGUGAAGAUGUUACAACCACCACCACAACCAUGGUGUACCAGCAAGAUGCCAAUUGCAUUUACACAGACAGCACUGAAGUAGCAGGCUCGCUUCUGGAACUGGCGUGUCCGGUUCAGGUGCAAGUUCAGCCGCAGCAGCAGAUCCAAGAGUCGACAGCUCAGCAGGAGAAUGACGAUCAACAAAUUAUACAGGUGCAGAUUGGCCAGCAGCCAGGUCACAUGCUAGGUCAGGUCCUCCAAGUGCCCUCUGGAUCCCAUCAGCAGCUUCAAGGUGUGACAACAGCACAGCUGAUUCAGCCAGGGGAUCUCACUGAGGAGCAACAACAACAACUCCAAGCCCAGUUGGUGGCGGCUGUUGCCGGUGGACAACAGAUCCAAAUUCAAACAGUGGGGGCCCUCUCCCCCACUCAGCAACAGGAGAGCGUUGAGAGGAGGGCUCCGGGAAGCACAUCCCAAGGCGCAGGUGUCCUCCAGCCUGCCAAGAAACGGAAGGUGGACAUGCCCAUCACGGUGUCUUACGCCCUACCUGGUCAGCAAGUGGCAACAGUCUUGGCUAUUCCACAAGGACAGGGUCAGCAGCAGAGUUAUGUCUCCCUGCGACCAGACCUCCUAACAGUGGACAGCUCCCACCUUUACAGUGCUACAGGCACCAUCACCAGUCCGACAGGGGAGACCUGGACCAUUCCUGUCUAUUCUGCCCCUGCUGGGGCCGGAGGUCGGGAGCAGGUCACACACAUCGCCAUCCCCCAGGAAGCCUAUGGAACUGUGCAGGUCGCCGGGAGCAACGCUACAACCAUGACCACUAUGCCCACACAAGUCGCUGUGGAAAACGACAAAUUGAAAAACUCUUCCAGUCAAAGUCAGACAGCUCAGGCCGUUUCCAGCAUAACAAGCACCGCAGGAAUGGGGGGACAAGAAGAAGUGGUGCACACGUUGGCUGCAAACACACUCUUCCCUGCUCAGCUGAUGAAUGGAAAUAUCCACAUCCCAGUCGCAGUGCAGGGCUACUCCAAUACUACACAGUCACUUAUCUGGGACCCGCAGCAGCAAGUGCUACACACACAGGGACUAACAGGGCAGGAUGGACAGCAGCUACAGGUACAAGCUGUACAGGCUCAAGCAGUUGUUACAGAAGUUGACGGACAAGGCCAGCAGCAAGUGCAAGUUCAGGAGCUUCUGCUCCCCGCCACUCUCAAACCAGAUGAGGGGCUGGAUGUGUGGUGCGCUUGGGCUCAGCGGAAAAACGCAGAGAUGGAUAAAUCUGAUCAACAAAAACUGGCUCCAAUUGGCCGACGGCAGGCGCUACGCUACCAGGAGGACUUAGUGUCGUGUGCUGUGGCUGAGCUCUGCAUGGGUCUUUCGCUAAUGACCAUAGAGGCCCGCGGCCUGGAAGGGGAGCCCUAUGAAGCGGACGUCCUUUACUAUGUUUUUCUGUGCAUACAAAAGUAUCUGUUUGAUAAUGGUCGCGUGGAUGACAUCUUUUCAGACCAGUAUUACACUCGCUUUGCUCAAAGUUUGCACCAGAUUCUCCAACCCUGGACGCCGUCUAUCCAUCCGCUCGGCUAUAUACUCCCCAGUCAUGUGACAGAGGAGAUGCUAUGGGAAUGUAAACAACUUGGGGCUCAUUCCCCAUCCACGUUGCUUACAACGCUGAUGUUCUUCAACACAAAGUAUUUUCAUUUGAAGACAAUUGAUCAGCAUCUAAAGGUUGCCUUUUCCAAAGUUCUGAGACACACCAGGAAAAGCCCAAGUAAUCCCAAAGAUAAGAGCACCAGCAUCCGAUAUCUGAAAACAACAGAAAGAUUCAUUGGCCAGAAAGUCACAGAUGACAUGUACUCAGAGCAGCUUGAGGACCCGGAAAAUCCUCUGCGAUGCCCCAUCAAGCUGUAUGAUUUCUACCUCUUCAAAUGUCCGCAGAGUGCCAAAGGACGUAACGACACCUUUUACUUGACUCCGGAGCCCGUCGUGGCUCCAAACAGCCCCAUCUGGUACUCCACUCAGCCUAUCCCAAAAGAGGAGUUGGAGCAGACGCUGACCCGUAUCCUUGUUGUCCGUGAAAUCCAAGAGACCAUCAACAUGUCAGAGAGUGCGCACUAAUUGGACCGAAGGAAAAAGCCACAUGAACAAGACUGCUUCCUUUUCUUCACCCGGCCUUUGAUUGCUCACUUAGUAGUAGUUCUCGAUCCUCUCACGUACUCUCCUGGGUAUGUAUGUGUUCAUAUUAUUAUGUCUGGGUACACACUAUCCUUGUACAUGUGAAAUGCACAUACAAUCAAUGCAGGCAAUUCUUUGUCUUAUUCAAAGGAAUUAUUGAACUACUCUGCUAUUUUGUUCCUUUUUUUUUUGGCCAAAGGAUGAUUGGACCUGAUCUCUCUGGUAUCAUUUGUACCUUAUUUUAACUCUGGGUCUUUUUUGUGUGUUUUUUAAAUCAUUACUCUCUCUCGGUUCUUUAUAUGCUGUCCAGAAACAAAACUGUAAUAUAUUUCUUUGCUGAUUCUCAUGGACAUCCUCCUUCCAUCUGUCUUCAAUGAACAUCUUGGCCGUAAUGAGGCUGGGUGUGGUGUGACGUCUUUGUUGGUUUUUCCCGCUUUUGGGUCUGUUCACCCAAGGACUUGGAAAUUAGGGGAUGCCAGUUGCGCUACAACAGUUGAUGUCAUUGACUGUUGACUGGACCUCCCCAACCCCCCAAAUGGAAUAGAAACGUUUCUGAACACUCGCCACACCAUGGACAGGUGGCAGCAGGAGCAGUCCCGGGUCGCCCGUACUUCAAUACAUCACCAAGCCUAAAAUGAUUCUGCAAUUUAUUAAUUUGUUUUUUAAAUUCACAGCUUAAUAUAUGAGUUGGAAGACUCAAACAAGUGACACAAGCCCUUAAUGUUCUAUAGUGUAUAAUACUCUACUCCAUGUAUCAAGACUGGCUGUGCCUGGGGGUGUUUUGAAACAUGAACUUUUUUUUGUACAGCUGCUAUAUCAUGUUUUUGCCUUUCCAGUAAAGUCCAGUGUCAGUUCU
Hippocampus zosterae (dwarf seahorse) is the source of this 3409-nucleotide messenger RNA. RefSeq names its product transcriptional regulator QRICH1-like. NCBI's taxonomy places the organism in Eukaryota, Metazoa, Chordata, Actinopteri, Syngnathiformes, Syngnathidae. Bases 256 to 2496 code for a protein of 746 amino acids. The transcript is spliced from 12 exons. The record is from RefSeq and is a predicted model, not a curated record.